AUGAAAAACAGAAAGUUCACAGUAGAAAACAACCAAGCAUUUGUUUCGACAGUCUCAGCAAUACGCACUAGAAAAGUAGUUUCCCCUACUGCAUGUGCAAGUUUGUGUACCAGUGAGGAUGAAUGUUGCAUCGCAAACUAUAAUAAAUCAACACAAGAAUGCCAUCUCAAUAGCUGUUGUUUUCCUGAUACAAGACCGUCGGAGAAUGAAAUUAUUAUAAGGAAAGUAGCCAAACCAAAUAUGGAUGAUAUAAAAACUAAACCAAUUGACUGUGGUGAUCUUUGCCAAGGAUCUAGGGAUGGAAUAUAUAGAAUAUUUCCUAAUGAUACUAACGAAGGAAUAGACGUUUACUGCGAAAUAGAAGAUGGAUGGACGGUCAUUCAACGAAGAGCAGAUGACUCUGAAGACUUUACUACCAGAAACUGGUCGGAAUAUAAGCAUGGGUUUGGAAUUCUUUCUGCAAAUUUUUGGCUCGGCAAUGACAAUAUUCACAAGAUCGUUGCUGGAACGAACCAUUUAUUGAGAGUAGAUAUGGAAGUAAGUGUUGAUAACAGUACGGCCUUCGCUCUUUACCAAAUUUUCAACAUUUCGGAUGAAAGCAGUAAUUACACAUUGACAAUUUCGAACUACAGUGGCAAUGCGAGUGAUGCCAUGGGAUAUCAUAACAACAUGCAGUUUUCUACGUUCGAUAGAAGGAGUAGUAAUACUUGCAGGGGUGGAUGGUGGUACGGAAUGAACAGAUGUGACCGUGUCAUUCUUUCCGGUUUAUACUCAAAUUUAUACUGGGAUAAAAAACUGUAUAUUUCACCUUUGAAAUUUGUAUCUAUGAAAAUAAAACGCCCAUAA
Molecule: messenger RNA, 846 nt
Organism: Mytilus trossulus (common blue mussel)
Lineage: Eukaryota; Metazoa; Mollusca; Bivalvia; Mytilida; Mytilidae
Product: techylectin-5A-like
Exons: 5
Coding region: 1-846 (281 amino acids)
Source: RefSeq, a predicted model, not a curated record